AUAUAUUUAUUUCAAAUAAUUUUAAACGCUUUCGACAUUUGGCGACGCAAUUGAUAUUCUCUAUUCACAGAACCAUAGAUAUUCGAUUUCUGUGUAUAUCCAAAAAUAAUGGAUACAUUUACUGUAAAUAAAAUUUGUUUAUGAGCAAAUAUGAUCGUUCACUUCUUUCCGUCGUAUUGAUGAAUACGCGAAAUCCAUCCCCCCUUUGAAUUAUACAUGUUGUCAAAAAAGUUGAAAGUUUGACAUUAUUGAUCAGCAGCGCCCUCGGUAUACACAAAAUGCAGUUGUUUUACAAUCAUCGAUUGUUUUGGAUAAUAAAUCGCAGCAACAACAAACACGGUUUGCUAUAAAUUUGUAAUCUACGUUAGACAAAAUGCCGAAGGAGUGCUCUCUGAAAUCGCUCGCAUGGUGGAUAAAGGAUUUUCCCGACUUCCAAAUGGACGGCGACAUCAUAUUCUGUGUUCCCUGCAAGAAGGCGAUUCCAUGCAAAACAAAGAAUCAAGUGAUCUCGCACAUUAAUAACCACAAGAAGAAUGAAAAACCCAAAGCAAAAUUGAAAGCGAAGGAGGAUCCACCGUUGUCGCCUACAACUUCCGCUACCAACGAUUCGUUCAAGUACGAUUUAUGUAAAUCGCUUCUAACCAGCAACAUCCCCUUGCAGAAUCUCGACAAUUCCUCUUUCAAGCAAUUCCUCGAAAAGUACUGCAAGAAAUGCAUACCUGAAGAGAGCAUCAUGCGGAAGGUGUAUUUAGAGGAUAUCUAUAGUAAUGUCAUGACCGAGAUUAAGGAAUCCGUUGGAACUAACUAUUUCUACGUGAUCAUCGACGAAACCGCGGACAAGGCUGGGCGUUACAUAGGGAGCAUAAGCUUGGGCAUCCUGAAGACUGACUGCAAGGGAAAGCAAUACCUGAUCACCAUCAAGGAACUAAGCCAGUCGGACUACCUAACAGUUUCCAACUUCAUAAGCACAACUCUGAGUAACUUCUUCCUACCCGAGAAGGUCCCGGCGGAUAAGGUUCUACUGCUGGUAUCCAACUCGAGCCGCCACAUGGUGAAGGCCGGCCAGUAUUUGAAGACAAUGUACAAAAAUCUCAUCCACGUCACAUGCAUGCUGAACGGUCUGAAUCAGGUGGCGGAGGAAAUCAGCGAGCAAGUGCCGGCCCUGACUCGUUUCAUUACGAACUUUGAAAACAUAUUUUACGAAUCUCCCCUGAGGCUGGAGACGUUCAAAGAAAAGUUACCGCAUUUAUCGCAGCCGCCGCAAGUGGUAAAAUGCAGAUGGGAUACUUGGAUGGAGGCCGCUUUGUUUCACGCCAAGUACCAUCAGGAGGUCACGGAAAUAAUUCACGAGUUCUCGGAAACUACUUCGUUAAUCUCCGAGUGCAGACGUUUGCUGGAAAGGCCUCAGUUGAGAGAACAGACGACUUUCGUCGAAACCAAUUACAAGUUCGUUCCGAAAGUAAUGUCUAUGCUGCAGGCGGGUAUCGUUCCGCUCGAGUCUUCCAUUAAAUAUCUGAAGAUAUUUGAGGAGUACGUGCGAAGAGUGAGAGGUGGCAAAGGGAGCAUCAUCAUCGAGAAAUUGGACGAGGUUUUUAUCAACAACGUGGGUUUCCAGUCCUUAAUUGCUAUCAACGACAUAAACAACGGUGAGACCAACCAAAUAUUCAAUCUAGACUCGGAACUGGCCAUGUACUUCAAGUACGCUCCAGUUACUUGCAUGGAUUUGAAGAGGCAUUCGCAGGUCUACAACUCGCACAUAUCCAAUCCAACCGGCUUCACCAAUGAGAACUUUGAUAAGGAGACCAUCGUUAGAUACUACUACAGUUCGAAAUAGUAGGAACAAAUACUCUACACUAAAUGUUUAUUGUAACAUAUGUACAAAACUGAUAUUAAUCGUGCAUAUAGAAUAGUCGCAUCAUACGAAUUUAAGUACUGGAUUUAAGACCUAAGAUUGUUGUAAACUUCAUAUAUUUAAAACGAAUGUAAAACUAA
This is a messenger RNA of Nicrophorus vespilloides, 1992 nucleotides long. RefSeq lists its product as uncharacterized. Gene Ontology annotation, biological process: regulation of transcription by RNA polymerase II. Bases 374 to 1834 code for a protein of 486 amino acids. The record is from RefSeq and is a predicted model, not a curated record. Lineage: Eukaryota; Metazoa; Arthropoda; Insecta; Coleoptera; Silphidae. Gene Ontology annotation, molecular function: double-stranded DNA binding. Gene Ontology annotation, cellular component: nucleus. The transcript is spliced from 2 exons.